Molecule: messenger RNA, 1245 nt
Organism: Papilio machaon (common yellow swallowtail)
Lineage: Eukaryota; Metazoa; Arthropoda; Insecta; Lepidoptera; Papilionidae
Product: protein enabled homolog
Exons: 3
Coding region: 1-1245 (414 amino acids)
Source: RefSeq, a predicted model, not a curated record
AUGUUUAAGUCAAAGUCAUCACGCUCGUCGUCCACAAUUAAGGCUCAAAGGGCCGCCAUAGAGGCCCUCGCUCUGCGCCGACGUCUUGAGCACGAGCAGGAGCUCGCCGAACGCGAGAGGCAGCGUGAGCUACAACUGGCCGAACGCGAGAGGCAGCGUGAGCUACAGCUGGCCGAACGCGAGAGGCAGCUCGCCGAACGCGAGAGGCAGCUCGCUGAACACGAGAGGCAACGUGAAAGUCGACUGGCAGCACUCCGUCAGCAGGUGGAGGAGGGCGAACUGCAGGCCGAACUUGCCGCUCUCGACGCGGAAGCCGCUUCAAGUCGCAGCAGUCGCAGUGGUUCGGCCAGGAUCAGCGGAGAAAGAACAGAAAGAUGGGUACAAAGUUUAGGACAGCCAGUUUGCGUUGGCGAAAAUACAGUUAUUAGAGGCAUCCCUGCAGUAGGGCGCGAGCCAUUAGUGGUUCCGCCUCCCGGCCACCAGGCAUCUCUGCCGGCCACUGGGUCAACUGCAUCCCCUAUUAACCGUUUUUUUCACCAGAAGCCACUUUCAAACGUCACGAGGCCGUCCGAGGCGGCCGUGCUAUGCGUUGGCGAAGAUACAGGUAAUAGAGGCAUUCCCGCAGUAGGGCGUGAGCCAUUAGUGGUUCCGCCUCCCGGCCACCAGGCAUCUCUGCCGGCCACUGGGUCAACUGCAUCCCCUAUUAACCGUUUUGUUCCUCAGAAGCAACUUUUAAACGUAAAUAAAUCAUCCAACGCGUCCGUGCUAUGCGUUGGCGAAGAUACAGUUAAUAGAGGCAUUCCCGCAGUAGGGCGCGAGCCAUUAGUGGUUCCGCCUCCCGGCCACCAGGCAUCUCUGCCGGCCACUGGGUCAACUGCAUCCCCUAUUAACCGUUUUGUUCCUCAGAAGCAACUUUCAAACGUCACUAAAGCGUCCGAAGCGGCCGUGCUAACGCAACCGCUCAUUUCCACGGAGCUUGAUCGGAGCAGUCUGCUUCAUGCUGUUGCUGUCACUGCAGCUGCGGCCAAGGCGCUUGCUACUUCGCACCGUCUUAAAGUUGCACCUCUGCCAUCUCCACCUCCGCCACCUCCGCCACCUCCUCCACCUCGUCUACCUCCACCUCCACCACCACCUAAACCUCCGGCGAUUCCCAUUCCAAUACCACCAAUUCCGAUACCGGAUCCAAAAUCGCAUCAAAAACAGCCGGAAACCACAAUAGAAAAGUUACAACCAAUAACGGUCUAA